GAAUCAAUUUUACCCGAACAGUUGAAGUAGUGACACCGCGCUGUCAAAAACAGGAAGUUAAGAAUGUAGAGUAAUGUGGCAUCUCCUUUCAUUGAUCUCAUUUCCUCAUUUUUUAUUUUUAAUUACAUAACCUAUAGCCACAAGCAACUGAACGUGUUGUGUUUAUGCUCUGUAAGGCACACGGCAUGCGAACCAAACUGCCUUUGCAGCAAAGGAAGUCCAGACACAUGUUACUCUAAUGCUGAUGAUUAGUCCCAGAAUGGCCUCUGGAAUGCAAGAGAAACAAUACACACCAACUCUGCUCAGUUUUUUCAUUUAUAAUCCUACAUUUGGACCUCGGGAAGGAGAGGAAGAGAAGAAAAUUUUGUUUUACCACCCAAGUGAUGUGGAGAAGAACGAGAAGAUCCGAAAUGUGGGCCUUUGUGAAGCCAUUGUACAGUUCACCAGGACAUUCUGUCCAACAAAACCAGCGAAGUCCCUGCACACACAGAAGAACCGACAAUUUUUCUUUGAGCCUGAGGACAAUUUCUGGAUAGUCAUGGUGGUUCGAAACCCCAUGAUUGAGAAACCAAACAAAGAUGGUAAACCUCCAACAGUAGAAUAUCAGGAAGAGGAAAUACUUGACACUGUUUACAAUGCAGUGGUAAGGCAGUGCUACAAUAUGUAUAAGCUCUUCAAUGGAACAUUUGGCAGAGCAAUGGAAGCCGGCGGAGUGGAGCUGCUCAUUCAGAAACUUGAAAAGUUCUUCUACAGGUAUCUGCAGACUCUCCACUUGCAGUCCUGCGACCUGCUGGACGUAUUUGGAGGCAUCAGCUUCUUCCCACUGGACAAGAUGACCUACCUAAAGAUCCAGUCUUUCGUCAACAGAGUGGAGGAGAGCCUCAGUCUGAUCAAAUACACAGCCUUCCUGUAUAACGACCAGCUUAUUUGGAGCGGACUGGAACAAGAUGACAUGAGAAUCCUGUACAAAUAUCUGACCACCUCUCUGUUCCCCAGACACUCUGAACCAGAGCUGGCUGGCAGAGACUCCCCUCUGAGGCCAGAGGUCGCAGGGAAUCUGUUGCACUAUGGGAGGUUUCUGACAGGACCUGCCAAUCUUAAAGAUCCAGAAGCUAAGUUCCGGUUCCCGAAAAUAUUCGUCGGCGCAGUGGAUGGCAAUGAGGAGCUGCAUCUGAUUGUUUAUAAGGCGAUGAGCGCUGCAGCUUGUUUCAUGGUCAGUGCCUCUGUGGAGCUGACGAGGGACUUCUGUGAGCAGCUGGACAGCUUGGUGGGCCCUCAACUCACUUUGCUGGCAUCUGACAUAUGUGAACAGUUCACUAUUAACCGCAGGAUAUCAGGGCCUGAGAAGGAGCCCCAGUUUAAGUUCAUCUACUUCAACCACAUGAACUUAGCAGAGAAGAGCACCAUCCACAUGAGGAAGACUGCCAGUGUUUGUCUCACCUCUGUCCACCCCGACCUCAUGAAGAUCCUGGGAGACAUCAACUGUGACUUUGCUAGGGUGGAUGAAGAUGAAGAAAUCAUUGUAAAAGCUAUGACAGACUACUGGGUAGUUGGCAAGAAGUCAGAUCAGAGAGAACUGUAUGUGAUCCUGAAUCAGAAGAAUGCCAACCUGAUCGAAGUAAACGAGGAGGUAAAGAGGCUUUGUGCGACGCAGUUCAACAACAUUUUCUUCUUGGACUGAUGCAUCAGACAGAGAGAGACUGUCUCACCACACUAAAAGCUGUCAGUAUUGCAGGGUAUCAUGACAGCAUCAACGUAAUGCAAUAAUUGCAUUGUAAAAAAAGAAAAAAAAUAAAAGCUCUGCCACCAAGUUUGUUUUUUUUGUUUAACCUAUAAAAAUUGUAAUUUUUGCUUGUAAUUAAGCGUACAUCCAGAUUUCUACUGCACAUGUACAUUAUUUCUUUCUUUCUUUGUACAUAAUGUUUUGUUAGCUGGAUGUUUUGAUUUCUUUCAAAUUCCAAUUUGUUCUUUUUUUUCUUUUUAAUGAACAUGCCAUCAUAAUGUCUCAAAUUAAUUUAAAAACUGACAAACCCAGAAAAGUUUACUCAAGGUUUCUUUGAUGAUCAGUUAUGAUUUUAAAAUAAGAUGUUAUGUAAAAAGUGUUGUGGUUUGUAAACAACUGCGCUAACUUUAAAUAAAUUAAGAAAUUGUUUUA
Messenger RNA from Scatophagus argus, 2155 nucleotides. It is a transcript of the gene ccz1, whose product is annotated as CCZ1 homolog, vacuolar protein trafficking and biogenesis associated. Bases 239 to 1681 code for a protein of 480 amino acids. The transcript is spliced from 17 exons. Gene Ontology annotation, biological process: vesicle-mediated transport. Lineage: Eukaryota; Metazoa; Chordata; Actinopteri; Scatophagidae. The record is from RefSeq and is a predicted model, not a curated record. Gene Ontology annotation, cellular component: Mon1-Ccz1 complex; intracellular membrane-bounded organelle.